CCAUAGUAAGCACGGCGCAUCUCACUGCACUUUGGUAAAGUCGAGUAAAAAAGUUGAGUAAAAAACAGGCACGAUGACGGCAUUUGUGCGGUCCCUGAAUGCUCUUCGGGGAGGUAUCUCUUGUAGGUUCAACGCAGAGAUCGGGAAAUGUUCACCAAUCGAGUGGUCGUCCCGAGUGCUUUCUACUAUGAAUCUUGCCAAUCGAUAUCAACAAAUCGGCCAACAUCACUCUGUUCUAUCCAGGACCAUGUGUAUGUCAACAGAACAGAGCUCUUCUCUCCUCAGCGUUCCUCCUCAUCAGAAAUCAGAUGUGCUGUCAGCAGUGAGGAGCGAUAUUAACCAAGGGAGAAUGUUUGCAAUCGUCUAUAUAUCAGGCGCCCAGCACAAAGUGACGACAGGCGACCUUGUUCUCCUUCAGAACCACAUCAAGGCCGACGUAGGAGAUAGAAUCAGAUUAGAAAAGAUACUUCUACUUGGAGGAGAAUUUACUCUCAUAGGUAAACCAAUGCUGAGCUUGGACACAGUGCGAGUGGAAGCCACCGUGAUCGAAAAAACGGUCAGCGAGAAGAAGGUCCACUUCAGAUUUAAGAGGAGAAAGAGAUUUUCUAGCUACCGAGAGAGACAGACAGACUUGACCGUUUUGAGGAUUAACAGCAUCGAAGCCCAGCUGAGGUGACAUCGACCUACAACAAACUCGUGCUCAGUCACGACAAGAAAACCGACUCCACAUCAAUCAAGCCUAUAAUAAUAACAAUAGUAUGCAACAGUUUUAUAGUGCUUCAAUACAAAUGUUUUUAAGUGCUGCAUACUUAUUACCCUGGUAUUAGCUCGACUACCUUGAUCGGGUGCUGGAACAUUCAUGGAAUACCUACCUACCAGGUACCCAUUUACUACACCUGAGUGGAGAGUGGCAAAUGUUGAUAAACACCUAGCCAAAGGACGCGAGUGCUGCAAUGGGAUUUGAACCCUGGACCUUGUGGUUUUAAUGUUCAGAGAUUUAUCCACUUUGCCAGAACACCUCUCUGAAAGUGAGCGACUCUCUGUUGGGAUAGCCGCUUUGUAGCCCUUUUGAAAAAUGGCUAGAAAGCUGUGAUUUUUUUCUCCAUUUAUUAUGUUUUUCUCCACAGUAAUGUGGACAUUAAAUGGCAACAAAGUGGCUACAAAUCACA
Molecule: messenger RNA, 1169 nt
Organism: Lytechinus variegatus (green sea urchin)
Lineage: Eukaryota; Metazoa; Echinodermata; Echinoidea; Temnopleuroida; Toxopneustidae
Product: 39S ribosomal protein L21, mitochondrial-like
Biological process (GO): translation
Cellular component (GO): mitochondrial large ribosomal subunit; ribosome
Molecular function (GO): structural constituent of ribosome; RNA binding
Source: RefSeq, a predicted model, not a curated record